UUUGGCGCCUGGUAUCGGUCUCGCUUUGGGCUGGUUCGAAUUUGGUUACACGCACUGGUUACUUGGUGUACGGUGAGCCAAUAUCAACAUUCAUAUUCAUUUGGAAUUGAGUUUCUGGCUUGCAACGCUUUGGUUCAAAGUGCUCGCUCCGCCCCACUUUCACAAUGGCCGCCGUUCAGGUUCAGGUGUCCAACACGCCUUCACCUCCCCCACGCGUCCGAACACCUCAAACUCCAAAGUUCGGCGCGUUUGGUGACAGCUGGAUGCCCUACUCGCCGCCAAGAAAAUCCGCAAGAAUUGCCAACCGCACACCUUCACCCUACUCGUCGACAACAUCAGCAUCCCGCGACACAACGUCAAGGAAAUCAACAUUUUCAACCCCAGCGACAUCCCCUCAAAAGAAGCGCGCCCCCGCCAUGGACUCGGUCAUUCGCGCAUCUCGCGCAUCCCACGCAUCUUCCUCACGCGCUGACAGCGCCCGACACGCAGCCGAUUUGCUGACCAUUGGACCGUCAAAGCCGCAUCAGAAGAGCACCGCCGCCAUGCUUCCUACCCCAGCCAAGACCCCGCGCAAGCAGCCUGAUGACAAGCUUGAAGCCGGUGUCCGCGGCAUUGCCCGCACUCUCUUCCAUGGCGAGUCAUCCACAGCUGAAGCUGUUGCCUCGCCCCGCAAGAGAAAGGCCAAGACGUACUCUGGCGUUUCAUUGCAGAGCUUCAGAGCUGAGGAAGUAGACGAGGAAAUCCCCAUCUUCACCGAUACUCGUGAUAGACUCCCCGAGGUGGAUGCAAGCAACGACAACCCUUUCUAUGGCAACACAAUUGAGAAUCAGCAACCCAGCACCAGCACACGACGAAGUACCAGGGUCAAGAAGGUCCUCGUUCCCGGCAUGGGCAGAAUUCCUGUCGAUGAGGCUGUCCAACGUGGCGAUGGCAUAGUCUACGUAUUCCGUGGGAAAUCUUUCUGGAAGCCGCGCGAGGAUGGCAAUUGCGGCGAUGAUGAGCACCCCGCCGAAAACCCUGAAGCCGACGCCGAGGUCCUUGUCCUGCCUUCGUUGCAACGUUCUGGAUCUCCGCCUCGACGAACAACCCGCUCCUCAAUGAAGCCCCGCCUUCUGUUCCCACGACAGGCGAAGCCAAAGGUCAGUCUCGAGACCGAUGAUGAGGAGGCUGCCACCGACAUUGAGGACCACGUCUUGGCCGACAAUGCCGAGCCAGAGGUGCAGGAACCUGAAGUCGAGACGCCCACGCUCGAGGAGCCGGCUGAACCGGACACACCUUCCGCACCCCGCUUUGCGCCUGCAUCUCCUCCCACUACUGCCCGUGCUACUCGUGUGAGCAAGAGAUUGACCGCAGACGACACUCCGGCAAAGCGUACCAGUAGGCGCAGCCCGUUUGACGCCUGGCGACGAUCCAAGAGCAGUGCUAUUACUGCAGGUCACAAGCGUGAGGCCGACACCAUCCUCCAGAACGAUGGAGCACUGAAGCGCCCGCGUGCUUAGGCGGCACAGGUCGACCCAGAGAGGGACUUGACGGCGGCCUAUCUCCGACACCGUCUCCACUAGUAAUUGUCGAGCUCAUGCAUUAGCACUUUUGUUUAUUUCGUCAUGUUUAGGCCCUUUGCGGGUCAGGAAAGAGAAGAGGGCGUUCGAUGAUGAUUUUGCGAUGUGGCAUGGCGUUUUGGGGGUUAAUCAGGGAAUCCAUCACAGCCGCGCUCCACCUAUGUAUUUCGCGCCACUCUUGAGCAUGUAUUUCGGUUGGUCCAUAAUGUCAUGAGGCAUUUCUCAUGUUGCCGCCUCCAAAAUGCGAAGCUGGUUUUUUUUUUUUUUUUGUGAGCAGGAACUGGACACUGCUACGGACACGGAUAGAUAGUUUCUCAGGGAGAAUGACUACUUGUAUAGUCUCACAACCUAUUGUAGUGACCAUCUGGUA
This is a messenger RNA of Truncatella angustata, 1929 nucleotides long. RefSeq lists its product as uncharacterized. NCBI's taxonomy places the organism in Eukaryota, Fungi, Ascomycota, Sordariomycetes, Amphisphaeriales, Sporocadaceae. The record is from RefSeq and is a predicted model, not a curated record. Bases 165 to 1499 code for a protein of 444 amino acids. The transcript is spliced from 2 exons.